Molecule: messenger RNA, 510 nt
Organism: Chaetomium globosum CBS 148.51
Lineage: Eukaryota; Fungi; Ascomycota; Sordariomycetes; Sordariales; Chaetomiaceae
Exons: 4
Coding region: 1-510 (169 amino acids)
Biological process (GO): protein N-linked glycosylation
Cellular component (GO): membrane; oligosaccharyltransferase complex
Source: RefSeq, a predicted model, not a curated record
AUGGCACCCAAACAACGAAACGCCGCGGCCGCGUCCCCAGCAGCCGCACCCGCACGCACACCAGCAACCACCACCACCCCUAUCACCAACACAACAACAACAACCACCACCACCCCCACAACCCCCGCCUCCCUCAAAGCCAACGCCGCCGGCGUCGUAGGAAACGGCGGCGCACAGACCUGGGACCGGAUCGCGCAGAACCUGGUGGCGCACUACACGGCGUCGACGCCGCAGCGCACGAAGCUGCUGGACGCUUUUUUGGCGUUCUUGGUGACGGUCGGCGGGCUGCAGUUUGCGUAUUGCGUUUUGGCGGGGAACUAUCCGUUUAAUGCGUUCUUGUCAGGGUUUUCGGCGACGGUGGGGCAGUUUGUUUUGACGGCUUCGUUGAGGAUCCAGACGACUGAGGCGAACAAGGGGGAUUUCCCUGCCGUGUCGCCCGAGCGCGCCUUUGCCGACUACGUCGUGUGCAGUCUCAUCCUGCACUUUUUCUGUGUCAACUUCAUCAACUAG